CUCAGCUACUCACCUUCAGACUACGCUCCCCAGUUACCGGGAGGAUUCGAGAAGUCACCAACCAAUAAUGACAUCGACCGGAUCGAAAUACGGCGAGGCACCAAUAUUCACUCCAAAGCGAAGAAUAGUGUGGGUUCUCGGCUCCUAUUGUCAGUAUAUCGCUUACCGCUUCCUAUUGUCAGUUUCUCUUGUCUAUUGAGAAUUUGGCGGUAAUCCGCGCUUAAUUGGUGACAAUAGGGGUAAGCGCGGAUUGCUUCAAUUGUCAGCUCCUAUUGUCGUCGCUUCCACAAUUCGGGUGCCAGCUUCAAUAUGAAGCUUUGCAAAGACCUCAAUGGCAGGAAAGGCCGUAUUGUGAGUGUUGCCCCCUAUAUAUUCCUCUCGGAGCUCACAUCCUCUCCUUUUUCUCUCUUCUUCCAAUUUCUCACACAUCGAUACAGACCCAAAGCUCCAAAAGCACCAACCACCAACCGCCAACCACCACCACCAACAAAUUCGGCAACCGCCACCAACACCACCAACGACAGCCACCACCAUGGCACCUCCACCUCACCUCAAGCUCACACUUCCGAGAGCUCCCCCGUCGACCUAUACGGGGUCAUCCUACACCGGCUCCUCCUCUUCUUCCGCCUCUGUGCUGGACUGCGAUGUCCCAAUCCCGUCGAUCGAGCACGUCGACGCUGCCGACCGCACGGCAAACUGGGUCGUCCAGUCCAGCGGCAGCCGCGCCGGCUCUCCCGGCAACCCUCCUCGACUCUCGGGCUCUCCAGCCUUCACCGAGACCUCGGCUCCGGAUCGAGAAUCUUCCGCCUCUCGUAGCCGGAGCCUCUCGGACGACCAUGGAAGCUCUCGGUCAUCGCCAAGCGUUGUCCUGAUCUCCGCCACCUCCAAUCCCGAUGGAGAGAGCGAGAUCAAGCGCGAGGCACCCGGGGGCUCCAUCUGGAGCGCCAGCCCUCGACCUCCGGCUCGGCGGUCUUCGGUGUCUGGACGCAGCGAACCUGCGCCAUCGCAGUCACCUUCCGUCUCUGGAUCCGGCGUCUUGUACCCAUCUUCCUCGGGUAGCAAGCGCUCCAGAGAUGCGGAGGACGAUGGUGGGGGUGAGCGGUCGUCGCAGCGCCGCCGUCGCAGCACCAGUCCCGGAUUAUCUUCCCGACGUUCGUCGGCGGCUUCUCUCCCCGGUGACGCCAGCAACCCUGCGCCGUCGCAGUCACCUUCCGUCUCUGGAUCUCGCACCUUGGGUUCGACUCCGUCGGGCUGCAAGCGCUCCAGAGAUGUGGAGGACGACGGUGCGGGUGACCGGUCGCCACAGCGCCGUCGGACUGGAGGGUUUCUGGAGGUCGUACUGGCGACCUACCCGCCGGAGCCUGUCGUCACGCCUUCGGAUUCGGCCGUUGACGCCGCUGGCACCACCGAUCCUGCCGGUCUCGUCGACCUUGUUGCCGCUCCGGCACAGCCAGUUGCGCUGGUUGUCGUCGACGCGGUCAACAUCGUCGACAUUGAGCCGGUCGUCGGCCCAGCGGCUGCCGUCGCCAAUCCGGGUCCUCUUCCCGACCGCGCCGAGACUCGAGUGCAGGCCCGACUCGAUGCGCUCUUCGCAAAGAGUCGUGGCCGCCCGCGCGCAGAGCGAUCUGCGUUGGUAAGUUCACCCCCACCCCCCCCCGGCAACCUCAAAAACCUUCUUCUAAUACUCGCACAGCACCGAUCACUCGAGUCGUGGCUCUCGCGGGAAGAGCUCCUCCUGGAUCUCCAGGCUGGGAAGCACGCUUGA
Pseudogymnoascus destructans is the source of this 1765-nucleotide messenger RNA. RefSeq lists its product as uncharacterized. The record is from RefSeq and is a predicted model, not a curated record. Lineage: Eukaryota; Fungi; Ascomycota; Leotiomycetes; Thelebolales; Thelebolaceae. Bases 533 to 1765 code for a protein of 410 amino acids. The transcript has a single exon.